This is a messenger RNA of Serinus canaria (Common canary), 784 nucleotides long. RefSeq names its product scale keratin-like. Gene Ontology annotation, cellular component: intermediate filament. Gene Ontology annotation, molecular function: structural constituent of cytoskeleton. The record is from RefSeq and is a predicted model, not a curated record. Lineage: Eukaryota; Metazoa; Chordata; Aves; Passeriformes; Fringillidae.
AACCCAUGGAAUCCCUGGGAGCCCAGGAAGUUCCUGAUGUCCAGCAGGGCCGUGGAGCCCACCAGGGUCUGCUGGGGGAAGGAGCUGAGGAUGGGGCCGGGGAAGGUGACCACCACGGGCGGUGGCUGGAUGAAGGCAGAGGAGUCGAAGCACUGCCCUGGCCACCUUCUCCUCCUCAGGAACAAGGAGCACCCUCAGAUCCCACCAAGAUGUCCUGCUACGACCUGUGCCCCCCCAGGACCAGCACGGAGCUGUGCCCCCCCAGGACCAGCGUGGCCGUGCCCCAGCCCAUCGCUGAGAGCUGCAACGAGCUGUGCGCCCGCCAGUGCCCCGACUCCUCUGCCUUCAUCCAGCCACCGCCCGUGGUGGUCACCUUCCCCGGCCCCAUCCUCAGCUCCUUCCCCCAGCAGGCCGUGGUGGGCUCCUCCGGAGCACCGGCCUUUGGCGGCUCCCUGGGGCUGGGCGGCCUCUACGGCGCCGGCGCCACCCAGGCCUCGGGGGGCCUCUGCACCUUUGGCAGAUCCUACGCUGCUCCCGCCUGCAGCCCUUGCGCCCUGCCCCGCUACAGCAAGAAGCUCUGGGACACCUGCGGGCCCUGCUAGAGCCACCAGCAACAGCCCCAAAGCCCCUGGGGCCGCCUCAGCCCAGCGUGGCGAAGCUGAGCUCUGCACAAGCUGCCCUGGCCUCCUGCAGCCCGUGACACCUGGCCUGCCUGGGGCCUGCCCUCCCUCCCUCUCCCUGCCUCUCCUGCCCUUCUUGGUUCAAUAAGCUUUCCUGCAUCCAA